AUGCGGCACUAAUUACUUCAGGUAUAUUUCAUUAUUAUUCGUAACUUUUAGUCAAAUAUUGAGCUUAAUGAUAUAUAAUUACAGUUGAUUGAUCUCUAAAAAUAAUGUAGCUAAGGAGGUGUGAAUUAUUUCACCAUCAUAUUGGGCGAAUUAAACUAAACAAUAGAUAGACUAUAUAAAAUUCACCCUGAUGAUGUUUUGGAUUUAGAUCAAUACAAAAAGGUUAUUCAUAAAUUUGAGAAGGCAAGGGCUGACUUUCUAGGAAAAAUAUAAGGCAAUGAAAAUAAGCCCUAAGCUAUUACAACCGAAAAUGUAAAAUCACUUGAAAUUAUAUUCAGUCAAUUGAGAUAUUUGCUAACAAGAUUCGGAAGAGUUAUUAAUUUUGUUGAUGCACUUAAUUAAGCAUACAAAAGAAAGUAGUUCACUAAUAGCAACAGUUUUAAGCUCUAGGCUCCGGUCAUUAAAAGAAUUUUGGAGCAAGAAAGUAUGGGUGGUAACGAUAGUGACAACAAUAACUACAGAGGAUCUUUAGGUCGCAGAAACUUAAGAUCGCCUUCCUCAAACUCUUCUCAUAGUAGCAACAAAUACUCCCUGUCACUUGCAUCUACUAAUAAAGAAACUAAUUAAACGAGAGACAAUGCUUCAACAAUGACUAAUUAUGGAGGUGAGAGGUAUACUUAUCUAAAAAAUUAAUUAAUGAGCAAGGAUGGAAGUGUCCUGAACUAAUCCCUAAUAAAUCAAGACAAAAUUAGAGAGAUUCUUGAGGAAUUGACUCAUGGUGAGAAGAGACAUGUCUUCGAAAAAUACAUGAUAAAUUUGUCUCAGAAAUGGAGAGAUGAAUAUGAAGAUGAGAGAAAGAAUAAAAUUCCGACCAUCGUUUGUAGAGUCUGCUCGAAGGAUUUUUAUGUAGAUAAGCAAAUUGAACAUUCCAAGUACUGUGUUGAAAAAAUAGCGAAGUAGAAAGAACAAUAUCCAUAAAAUUAAAAAUUUCUGGAAAUAUCUAACAAGCUAACAGAAUGUAUGGUGCAUGUUCAGAAGACUAACGUUAUGAAUACACCUCGAAUCACAGCAACUUAAAAAUUAAACAUUCUCUAGACUCCUACACUUAUGAGGAGAGCUCUUCCUUAACUUGACUGUCAAUCAGUAGAUGGGGCAGAAGCAACCUAAAUAAUCAUCCAAAAAGGAUCAAUAGACUAAGUAAAAUUAGAAAAUAAUGAUGCUUCAACACCUUCAUUCAAGAAUUCAAUCACAGUAUAAGAACCUGUUCUAACUCUUAAAAAAAAUACAUCUUUAGUUCCAAUGCUGAAUCUUUCAAAGGUUCCCUAACUUCAACAUGCAAAUACUUAAAAGAAUCUUCUAGCAACUGUAAACCCUUUUUAAAAAUUGCAAAUGCUUGCAGCAGGUAAUGUAUAGCUUCAAAACUAAUAGAAAAUUGCUGAAGAUAGUAAAUUAAAUACCUAUAGAAAUAGUCUACUUCUCCCAGCACCCUUGACUUCUAAAGGAGACAAUAAAAAGGUAAGUAGUACUAUGAAUACGUUGAGAGGUCUUGAAAAGGGUAAGGAGAUAAAGCAGUUCGAAAAUUUAGGAACUUCAUAACCUAGUUCCUUUAUAUCAUCUGUGUUUGUAGAUACAUCAUCAGCAUAAGCUAAAAAUAAUGAAAAUGAUUAAAGUAAAAAUCUACAAGAUGAUAAAGAAGAUGAUUACGAGGAAUUAAAGAUAGAGGAGAACUCUCCAGAGACAAAACCAAAAGCAAAUAAGAGACUUACUGAGGAAUUUAAACAACUUAAGAUUUAAGAAAUAAAAAAUUAGACAACAUUACCAAAAGUAGAGGAAAUGAAAGUAAUACCAAUGAAAAAUUAUCUAGCUUCAAUUACUUCAAUUAGGCAAAAUAAGGGACCAGAAUAGAAAAAGAUAGAGAUUGAACUACUAGGUAAGGCAUAAACAACAGUCUAAGCAGACAAAAAAAUAGCUAAUAAUUAGGUAAAGCAGGAAAAAUCUAAAAAAUUGACACUUGCUGACAAAAAAAGCUAAAAUCACAAUAUAAGUUCCUUGAACCUUCCUUAGAGUCCUUACCUAACAGCAAUGAAAAGAAGAUUUGAAAAUAAUGUUAACAAUCAAAGUAAUAAGACUUCUACAAUGAAUAUUGAUGAAAUAAGCAAUAAAAAUCAGAUAACUUCCCCUUUUGUUAAAUUUAGCAAAGAAAUGCCUAAGGAAAUGAAAAGAGAAUAUUUACAAAAACUUAAAAAUCAUGUCGAAAGCAUAACUAAAAAAGUAGAUAUCAAGCCAAAAGAUUAAAAGUCAGCUGCUAAGAAUUAAUCAAUAUCAAAUGCUUUUACUCUUGAUAUAAAGAACUAAAAGGAGGAGUCUUAGAAGAAUAUAGAUAAUCUGAGGAAAUCUGUUAAGUUAAAAAAAAGAGCUAACCCUCUAGAAAAAAUUAUCACUAAGCUCAUAAUUUCUGAAGUUGAUGAACAACCAACUCCAAACUUCUAAAAGAUAUCCAGUUUUAGAGCUAGUCCAGCCAAACAAAUGAACCUUAAUAGAUUAUCCUCUUCAAGUUUAUAGAAUGCCUAAAAUCCACAAAAUUCUGAUAGUGGAGGCUUGUAAUCUUUUAAAAUUUCAAAGCUCAACCAUCUUUAAUCUAUAAUAGAAGACAAUGAGGAUGAACAUAUUUAAAAUAACAAUUAAAACAGCAAUAACAUGCUUAAAAUUGAGGAAUAAAAGUCUAUUUCCUCUAUUUCUUAAUAAAAUGAAGGCUAAGAUCUUCGAGAAAAUAUUGAUAAGAAAAUAGAGGAUUUGGGUAAAUUGCCUAAAAACACAAAAUUCACUGGUAUGUCUCCUAUUAUCACAUUUAGAGCAUUAAAUAAGUUCAGUAAUGACUAAAGCUCGUAAAAUACUCCCCUUAGCACCCCUUAAAUUAUGCCAAGGAACGCCUUUUCUUACAGAGAAGGAUAGCAAAAUCUAAAUGACUCUUUUAAUAACGAUGACAUAUCUUAACAUCAACUACAUUUACUUUAAAAUGCUAAGAAGGAAUUAGAUUUGCUUGAAAACUUGAAAACCAUGGCUAUCGAAAUAUUCAAUAUUGGUCUCUAGAUCAAAUCUUCAAAGCAAUAGCUAGAAAUAUUAAAAAAGCAUCAUUCCUAAUUAAACUAUUUAAUGCUAAAUGAAAACUUGAGUGUCAGAACAUAAAAUAUGGUAGAGUCAUUUGUUUAAACAAUCAAUGAAAAAGUAAUGAUCCUUGAAUAACUUGAGGAGCUUGAUCGUCAAUACUUUAAAACCCUUCCAUAAUCAGCUAAAUAAACUUAAUUGCAAGAUGAAAAGAUAAAUAAGAAUCUUUUACAGAGAAAAAUGAACACUUCUGUAUAAUCUAGAGAUAACCUUAAUGCAUCUCCUGGUAAAAACAUGAGAAGAAGUAGUGCAAUAGUCAAUGUUAAUCCCAACUAAGGAGUGUUUUUCCCUCCAGGGUUCAGUAAUAGUCCUAGGAAAGAACUUUCAUAGUAGUAAAUAGAUGCAGGAUUCUUUGGCUAUUUGCCACACAAAAAUGAGAGUUUAUUUAAACAGUAAAAAUAAGAAAACAAAAAUUUUAGCGAAAUAAAUAAUUCUCCAAUUUCCUAUCCUUCUGAUAGUCCUUAUAUAUCAGGAGGAAUUGGAGAUCCUCUUCAAAGGAUGAGAUAAAAGUAGACUAGCGCAACUCCCCUUCUACAAUCAAGAUCAAUUCAAAAUCUUUACAAAGCUGAUAUGAAGCAACUUCAAAAUAGCAUUCCUGCUGGACUUUUUAGUAUAUCAUAAAUCAGUUCUCCAAUCAUGAAGGACUAAUUUUAGAAUACUAGAUAAAGAGAUUUGGAAUUGAUAGUUGAGGAAAAAGGAUUUUAAGAUAGUAUAAAUAACAUUCCUUAAAGUUCCAAGAAAUUACCUUAUUGUUAAGAAAGUAAAAAGAAAUCUUAUUUCAGUACUCAGGCUCAAAAGAUGCCACCAACUUAAAAAAUUAGCAGAAUAUCAUGCAUCCAAGGGGGUAGUUAAAGCCCAAUGAGCAAAGGUUCAAUUAUAUCCCCUAAUUCUAAGUCUCACAAAAGACAAAGUUCAGAAGAAUACAGUGUCUCCGAUAGCAAUCAGAGUGAAGAGUUUGAAACUUAAUCUAUAGAUCAUUAAUAUAAAGUAAGGGUAAUUGAAUCUCCAGAACCACCUGAGCUUAACUUAGUUCAAAAGAAGAGUACUUUUAGUAAGAAUAACAAAAAAGAUAGUAAAGAUAAAUAGUUCCUAGAUUUGGGAAAUAUCAUGGAGCUGAAAAAAAUGACUUUCCCUCAAAAUAUGAAUAGUGGAGAUAACAUUGAUCAUUAAGAAAGUCAAAGAACUUCUCUCUCUGAUAGAAACAAGUUUAUCUUCCAUCAAAGAAAUUACUCUUGCAAUGAAAAGGGUAGUUAAAAAUCUGCAAAUACAAAGUCCCCUAGAAGAAAAUCAUAAUACAUGAAGAACAUUUCUGAGUUUAAAGGACUAAAAACAUAAGAUAGCAAUCUGAGUAUAAAGCAUGAGUGCUAGUCAGAUAUAGUAGUAGGAAACAAUUAUGAGAAGGAAUUCGAAUCAGUGGAGGAGAAUGAAACAUUUUCAGAUUAUCAUGAAAUGUUUUUCGUCAAUGAGCUCUUUAAAGAUAAUAAAAGAUUUGAAUCCUUGCUUUUUAGAAUAAGAAAGAGAAGAAAGACAAUGCCAGAUGAAAUUGAUGAUUUGGAUCUUGACGAUGAUGAUAAUAAUCAAAGAAAGUAGUCACUUAACUUAUAAGAUUUGAAAAUUGAUGAGUCUGAUGAGGAUAAUGAUGGCAAUGAAGAUCAAGAUGUUUUGACAAUGUCAAGAGUAAGGUUUAAUUCUGUUUGUGUACUACCCUCAUAAAUUGACAGUUGCUCUUUAGAAAAUUACGAGAAGCAUAAUGAUCAAGUUACGAUUCAUGAUUUUAUAUUGCUCAAAACAAUAUCUAAAGGUGCAUAUGGCAAGGUAAUUCUGGCAAGAAAGAAGAAUACAUCGGAUCUUUUUGCAGUUAAAGUUUUAGACAAAGAGAAAAUGGUUGAAAAAAAUGUAACUGAAUAUGUUAUGAAUGAAAAAGAUAUACUUAAUCAGAUGUCGAAUGAGUUCAUCGUAAGAGGUGUUUAUACAUUUUAAUCAAAGAAGUAUCUAUAUAUGGUAAUGGAAUUUAUGAAAGGAGGAGAUUUCGCUGCAUUACUUGAAUAAUUUGGAUACUUUGAUGAGGAUACUGCAAAAUACUAUCUGGCAUAAAUAGUUUUAGCUCUGGAAUACUUACAUCAAAAUGGAGUAAUUCAUAGAGAUUUGAAGCCAGACAAUGUGCUAAUUGAUGCUGAUGGUCACAUCAAGCUUACUGAUUUCGGAUUAUCAGAAGCAGGCUUAAAGCAUUUUAAAGAAACUGUUCAAAGAGAAAAUAUUAAUGGAGAAAGUGGAGUCAGUCUCUUACUUCAUAACGAUAAGAAAGAUCUAGAUAUGUAGAAGGACAUUUAAAAUGUUCUUGGACUUGAGACUCUUAAUUUGAUUAAGGAAACUUAAGACCCACUGGGAAGCAUGAAAAGAAUAAAGACAUUGCCUUCUGGAGAGCUAAGUCCUCAUACCUAAGAGGAGUUUAAGAAAGCUCCAACAGUAGUAACUGCACACAGCAAAUUCGGUGAGUCUCUUUUACCUAUUCUCCAUGCAAAUACAAUUCUUCAUCAUGAUCAGCCUAUUAGAAGAAAAAAUUCAGCUGUAGACAAAGAUAAAUUGGCGAAAAAGAGAAUACUUGGAACAGCAGAUUAUAUGGCUCCAGAAGUUAUUCAAGGCAAAGACCACACAUAUGUCCUAGAUUUUUGGAGUUUAGGAGUAGUUGCCUAUGAGUUUUUAACAGGAGGGUUACCAUUUAAUGAUGAAUCUCCUGAAAAAGUAUUCAAACGAAUCCUGAAUAGAUAGCUUACAUUCCCAGAAAUAGGAACAGAUGAUGGUUAAAUCACACCAUAGGCAUUUGAUUUCAUCAAUAGACUUUUAACAUCUGAUCCAGCAAAUAGACUUGGAGCUAAAGGCAUUAAUGAAAUUAAGCAUCAUCCCUUAUUCUCUGACAUUGACUGGGAAAAUCUUAUGGAUUCAGAACCACCUUUCAAGCCUGUUGGUAGAGACUAAGAUGCAACCUAUUUUCCCAAUGCUACUGAUAAAGAUGAAGAACUGAAGGUUAUUCUCAAUGACUAGCCUCAUAUUCAUGAGAAAUAGAUAGUUUAGGAAUUCAAUAAAUUCGAUUCCGUCAGCUACAAUGCAUUAACUAGCAUAAAUGCUAAAGAGGCAAAAAAGGCAAUUAUAAGGGCUGAGAAGUAAAAUAAAUAAUCUAAAUAGCCAAAAAAUAAGUCAUCAAUGUUUGAUGAAUCGAUAUUACAGAUUGAUUUCUUAUCCCUCCACCAAUAUGAGCACAACGAGGAAUUUAAAGAAAUGGAUGAUGAAGAAACUCCAAGUGUAAAUAGAAGGAAAAAUUGA
This is a messenger RNA of Stylonychia lemnae, 6486 nucleotides long. Lineage: Eukaryota; Ciliophora; Spirotrichea; Sporadotrichida; Oxytrichidae. The record is from the annotation of a GenBank genome assembly.